UUGGCCCUUGAAGAACGACAUUUUAAACUGUAGAAGAGGAAGGGGAAAAGAUGGGCCAUUGGGAGCGUCUCCCUGAAAAGAGUGAACCCAGCCCAGCCCUGCCUUUUUGCUACUUAGGGAGGAAUUCUGCCACGGAAGGGUUCUGGCAUCGGUGAUGAGCAAUGGGGUAUGAUGUAGCACGUUUUCAGGGGGAUGUUGAUGAAGACCUUAUAUGCCCCAUCUGCAGCGGGGUCCUGGAGGAGCCGGUUCAGGCUCCUCACUGCGAGCACGCCUUCUGCAAUGCCUGCAUCACCCAGUGGUUCUCCCAGCAGCAGACGUGCCCCGUGGACCGCAGCGUCGUGACGGUUGCCCACCUCCGCCCCGUCCCGCGGAUCAUGCGUAAUAUGCUCUCGAAGCUGCAGAUCACUUGCGACAACGCUGUUUUCGGCUGUACGGCAGUUGUGCGACUUGACAACCUGAUGUCUCACCUCAACGACUGCGAGCACAAUCCAAAGCGUCCAGUGACUUGCGAGCAGGGAUGCGGCUUGGAAAUGCCCAAAGAUGAGCUGCCAAACCACAACUGCAUCAAGCACUUAAGAUCCGUGGUGCAGCAGCAGCAGACAAGAAUCGCCGAGCUGGAGAAGACCUCGGCGGAGCACAAGCAUCAGCUGGCCGAGCAGAAACGGGACAUUCAGUUGCUGAAGGCCUACAUGCGCGCCAUCCGCAGCGUCAACCCCAACCUGCAGAACCUGGAGGAGACCAUCGAAUACAACGAAAUCCUGGAGUGGGUGAACUCCCUGCAGCCGGCCCGGGUGACGCGGUGGGGUGGAAUGAUCUCCACGCCGGACGCGGUGCUGCAGGCCGUCAUCAAGCGCUCGCUGGUGGAGAGCGGCUGCCCCACGUCCAUCAUCAACGAGCUGAUCGAGAACGCCCACGAGCGGAACUGGCCGCAGGGCCUGGCCACGCUGGAGACCCGCCAGAUGAACCGGCGGUACUACGAGAACUAUGUGGCCAAGCGCAUCCCUGGCAAGCAGGCCGUGGUGGUGAUGGCCUGCGAAAACCAGCACAUGGGCGAGGACAUGGUGCUAGAGCCGGGACUGGUGAUGAUAUUUGCACACGGAGUGGAGGAGAUCUAAGGACUCGCACAGAGAAACGCUUCGUGCUGACGAGGGAGAGGAGGGGGAAGGGGCAG
Messenger RNA from Phaethon lepturus (White-tailed tropicbird), 1171 nucleotides. It is a transcript of the gene RNF41, whose product is annotated as ring finger protein 41, E3 ubiquitin protein ligase. The record is from RefSeq and is a predicted model, not a curated record. Gene Ontology annotation, biological process: positive regulation of JNK cascade; tumor necrosis factor-mediated signaling pathway; protein K63-linked ubiquitination. Lineage: Eukaryota; Metazoa; Chordata; Aves; Phaethontiformes; Phaethontidae. The transcript is spliced from 6 exons. Bases 162 to 1115 code for a protein of 317 amino acids. Gene Ontology annotation, molecular function: zinc ion binding; ubiquitin protein ligase activity. Gene Ontology annotation, cellular component: plasma membrane signaling receptor complex.